Messenger RNA from Pomacea canaliculata, 4804 nucleotides. Its product is annotated as serine/threonine-protein kinase PLK4-like. Bases 1088 to 2356 code for a protein of 422 amino acids. The transcript has 12 exons. NCBI's taxonomy places the organism in Eukaryota, Metazoa, Mollusca, Gastropoda, Architaenioglossa, Ampullariidae. The record is from RefSeq and is a predicted model, not a curated record.
UAAGUUUUUGUAGGUACAAAGAUGUCUUUAGCCUCGUGACUAUUUUCUAAGUUUUUACUUGGUUAGUCGCUCUUCCUCCUGCAAAUGAAGUUAUUAAAGGAACUUAAACUAAAAUUUGGCCCGAGAUUUAUAUUUACAUGCUCUACGUUAAGCUGUUUAUUUCCCUCUACAGCUGUCUAGAAUGAUGUUUUGCGAGAUUGGUAAACAAACAAAAAAGUGGGGAGGAGCACCUGCUGAAGACAUACAAGUAUAUGCAAAGGUUGGGUGGUGGGUGGUAGUCAGUCUACGCCUAUUGAUCAGCAGAUUUAAUCAAUAAUUACACACAAACAUGUAUACUAAUUUGGGUUCAAGGCCGCUGGAACUUCUCGAGUAUAUUUUCUGUUAAUAUCCGUAUAUAUAUAUAGCGGCCUGUGACACUUUUGUUGUCACGUUGGGGAUCUAUGGUUUCCAAAGCCUACCAGCUACGUACUACGAUCGAGGAGUUGUAGAGCCUAAUACCUUAGUCAACACACUCAUUGCGUAGCUUACAUCGUAAGCAUUGAGGUCAAGAGGUCGUGCUUGUGCCCCCGCCUACACUCGAUCGACUGGUUUGAAGUGCAGUAAGGUAUACGUGCCGCCGGGUGCCGCGUUGCUGCCAGACGGGUAGAUAUGUCUCGGCAUGUCCGACCAAAUAAACUGAAAAGUCUGACCGCGGCGUGUGGCGAAAGUCAUGGGCAUUCCGACCACAGCAGGUACAGGUGUGUUGUGUCUCCACAUGCCGCAGCUACCUGCCUCGAUCGCCUGCAGUUCAGGUGCAAGCACCUGCAGGAGAGAACUUGUUAAAGUUGUGAUUCCUGCUUAGGUUCCGCUAGAAGAAUCCUCGGACUUUACUUUGCUGCGACAUGUUGUCACCAAAAGGGAGGACACCGUUGUCAUGAAUUUAAAUAGAUUUCCAUUCAGUUACUUUACUAAGCUGUCUACGUAUCAGUCCUAACAUGUCGGUCCACCCGAACAUCCACCCAAGCAAAAGACGGAGGAGCCCGUGAUGCAAGUCGAGAAGCUGACGAAGCGGUGAACAUAAGUGUGAGAUGCUCGACUCAAUGUUGUCAUGGAAAUGAAUCCACCCAAAGCAUUGUGGGAUGCACCAGCUAAUGGAACCGGGACCUCGGAAGGGGAUGCUGUGUGGGUUUCAGAUGGCACAGCAGAUGUCAGCAAGGGCCUAAAACCUGCUCCGCUCAACACGUGCAGACUCAAGCCUCUCCGCCAAGUCACCAGAAGUGUCAUUCUGAGCAUCUUGGAGACAGGUCACGUGUCCCUCGAAUUUCUGAAAUGCAAAGAUGGGGUGGAAAGGGUGACGGGACUCUUCCUGGUCAGUGGAGAUGGCCAAGAGAUUUAUGUGGAGAAGUGGCGAUCUUCAUGUCCGGUUUUCAUACAGGAGAAAUGUCAUGAGACACAUAAAACAUCAACUUGGCAAAACUUCAGCUUUGUAACCCUUCCCUACAAGUACUGGAAGAGAUAUGCUUAUGCUUACAGGUUUGUGGAACUAGUUAAAUCCAAGACAGGAAAAGUUACCAUAUACUCAGACAGAGCCAAGUGUGUCUUGAUGGAGAAUUCCCCUCCAAACUUUGAGGCCAAUUUUUACAAUGGUCCCAAGAUCACGAUGAUGGAUAGGAAGGUUCACAUUCAAGAGGAUAAUGGUGUAGCACUUAUCUUCUCACAAGACUCCAUCAGCAACAUGGUCAAUGUCUACACUCUGGACCUGAUUCACCAUGCCAUACAGAUGAAAGAACACUGUGUACUUUUGGAAGCUUCCAUAGCAGCUGUAGAGACGUCAAGUGAAGUGGGAGAACCACUUUUUCCUGUUACACUGGGCAGGAGGCCCUGGACAAGUUUCUGUUCCUCUACCUCCUCCACAUCUGAAAAACUUGAAGCUGUUUCAUCCAGUAACAGUUCAACGCAUUUGUUUCAUCCACUACUCAGUAUACCUUCAGAUCUCUAUGACGGUCAGACUUCUCCAUCACCUAUCCAAGAGCUCAUACCUUCUGAUGAUCGUGUCAGGGUGACCUCAGUCCAGCAGCCUCCACACACAACAGACAGGCCUGCAUCUUCAGUCAUUUCUGGAGGUUUGGACACUCCUGUUCGUCGCAUCUCAACUCUAGAAGGUCGGAAGCUACGGUGUCAAUUGUUCCUGCAUAAUGAUUCAGACCAAGUUGAUGGCAACGUGUGUUCCUCUUUGCCCAUGGAGAUAGAAAAGACCCAAGUUCAUGUAGCGAUGUCAGAUACCUUGAAAUACACAGGCAUGGUGGAAAAUGUAUCCUUGUUCAAGAAUCUGACGCUGUACAAGGGAAAAAUUGCAGUCUUGCAAAAUGUCAAUUAAAUGAAGAUACUUUUAACAACAGCUCUUUGGAUCUGUCAGGUAUUAUGGCAUCUUCAGAAGCAAGUCACCUGCACUGUCUUAAUAGUAAUGUUACCUCCACCCCCACUAAGUCAUAUGUGCCACCAACAUCAUUAACAGUUCCAGAAGUUUGUAAUCCCUGUGUACCAGCAGCAGAUAUGAUGGAUAACACGCUGCAGUACAAAGGCAUGUUGGCAUCAGACUUGCACUCAUUCAAGAAUGCUCAAAGUACCUCAAAGAAAGAUGUUUCCAGUACAGCCAAUGUUCUCAGUCCUGGUGCAGGAACAUCAUGCUCUCCAGUUUUUGUUCCUGUUUUCUCAGCAUUAAGACAAGCCUCUGAAGGCUCAGAUGACUUAUCACAUGUUGUGAGGCAGGCAUUUGUGCCAUACACUGGGUGGGCUACACAGCUAGCCAGUGGUGCUGUAUGGAUUCACUACAAUGAUGGCACGCAGCUAGCAGUGCUAAGUUCCCAGGCGAAAGUGGUCUAUGUGGAUCAGGAAGGACAAAUUAACAGGUACCAGCAAGUAGAUGGUGUGCCAGAUGUGGUAAAAGACAAACUGGAAAAAUUACCCAUGGUGUUGGACUAUUUGAUGGCAUGCCCUGCAGUUCUACCUUGUAGAGUGAUCUCUCCUUGAUGGUGCAAAAUCCUUAAAGUACAUGCAAGCACUACAAAUCCUUAAAAUUUCUGAGUGCCUAUGUUCACAUUGAGGACAAGAACUUUUGUGAAUGGAAAACAUGCUUCCAUUCAAGGAAAAAAUUAAGUACAGACUGGACUUAUGUGUUCACUUCUGGAUGGGCAUUAUUCAAGUUUCUAUUACUUCAGGUACUGUUCAGCUAUGCCAUGUGAACAGGUAUAGGACUACAGGAAUAGGACAGUUUAGACUGUUUUCUACAGCACAGCAUUCUAAGACUCUGCUGGUAUUUUUGCAAACUGUCAGUGUUUCAUGUAAAAAAACCUAAAUUUCUUGCAUGAGCUUUCUGUAACAAAACUGCCUUAUCUCAGGUUUUCCCAUGGAGAUGUCUUUACCUUGCUGCAUAAAAUAAAAAGAUGGAUAGUGAUAAAUACCAUGAGCUUAGACUGCUUGAUAACCAGCAAGGUGUUGCAACACAGAACCUAAAGAAAUGGAAUGACAUGUCUGCAAGUUGUCACCUAGACUGAUGGAUGUCAAGUGAAAGGUAACACAUUCAAGUAAUAGAAUAGCAUGAUUUUAGGUACAUUCUGUUCCAAGUGACUCAUUGUUUCAUGGAAUAAUGUGUACUAAUUAACUCUUCUGACAAUGAUUAGUGCUUUGCUAAUACUGCAAGGUCUGGACAAGUUUUAUGUCCACCACUCCUACAGUACGUGGUUGCUAGCAAAGAAGCAAGAAAUAUAAAUGCCUAAGGAAUUAACAGUUCACAGCUAUUGGCAGAGUUGUACCCUGCUUUGCCAAAAAGGCAACAUUCUUUUAUCUUUCAGCAAAUGUUAAUCAUCUUUUUUUAGAUGUUCUUGUCUGAGACUGAGGUUAGGUCUUUAACUAAUUGCUGUUGAAAAAAAGAAUUUUAGAAGCACUUGUCUUGUUAACUUGUUUAGCAACAGUCUUACCAGUUUCCUUUGUCUCCAAAGACAAACAAGUUGAGAGCAAUGAAACACUGGCUUCAUGCUGAUGGCUGUGUACAUUAUUAUAUAUUCAUUCUUAUAGUUGAGCUGAUUUGUUGCAAAUUAAGGUAUUAAGACCAUGUAAAUGUACCUGGUGUUACUAGUUAAGCGAAUUAUUGUGAAUACCAGUACAGAAAUGUUGCGAUAUUUGGCAGACCUCAGCUGUUGUAAAGUGCAGUUUAUAUAUUGUGCUACAUGUCCACAAAUUCAAGACUAGAUUUAAAAUACAACUUUAUUCAUCCACAAGGGCAAUUCAAGGUAUUGCUCAUGCUUGACAAUAUAUAUAUUGAAAUAAUUUCUCUCUCUUACACACACACAUUCUCAGCAACACUAGGUACAGGGUGUGAUCUUAGGUCACCACUGGCUAGUACAGGAUCAUGACCAGUAGAGUUUAUCAAGUGAAUGGCACGUGAAAUGAACGAAUGCCAGUAUCCUAACCCAAAAUGCAUUUCAUAAAACCAUGCCAAACUAUCUCAAAAAUAUUACAGUACCAUUCUGAAAUGUAUGCCGCAGCAGCAUUCAACAGUAACUGGAACUUUGUGGACUUUUAUAAGAUUUUCCAAGUAUUUUGGAAUGUUUUGUGAGAUUUUUCUUAUUUCCAUCCAUUUGUAGUUUUAGUUAGAAAUAUUAGAAUAUAUAUUUAUAAAGUUUAGCUUUUGUUAGGGUAUAUCUGUGAUGCUUUCUUGCUUGAAACUGUUUUAUCUUUUGAUACCAGAUGGAAAACUAUGGUAAAUCAUUUCUACUGAUUGUAUGUGGCGGGAAAUUGAGUUCCCACAUUAAAAUAUGAUCAGAGA